Talaromyces proteolyticus is the source of this 730-nucleotide messenger RNA. RefSeq lists its product as uncharacterized. Lineage: Eukaryota; Fungi; Ascomycota; Eurotiomycetes; Eurotiales; Trichocomaceae. Bases 173 to 577 code for a protein of 134 amino acids. Gene Ontology annotation, molecular function: RNA binding. The transcript has 2 exons. The record is from RefSeq and is a predicted model, not a curated record.
GCUAGCUCAGCCUUCCGCCUACCUCCAUAUUUUAUCUCUUUAGUAUACCUCCAGGCUAUUCUGUUACAAGCCCAGAAUCUUCAAAUACUAGCACCUCGAGAUAAAUACGAAGAAUCCUCCUGGCUCAUUGCCUAUUCACUUCAACUUGAUCCGCUGGACCAUAACAAGCACGAUGUCAGACCUCGGUAUAGCAGUAAUACUAGAUGGUCUACCUAUAGUUGACCAGAAUCAAUCAUCCAUCCUCAGCAGAUUCAUCCUGCGCAAGCUACGAGAUACCAGACCAGACGACCGUACAAAGAUUCUUAUGCCUACUGAUGGACAACAAAUGGGUCUAGGUUUUUGCAUCGUACGAUUUCCGACCACUGCUCUAGCUGAAGCCGCAAUUGAGCGAUUGAAUGGUAUUCAUCUUGAUAGCGCGCACCAAAUUACAGUGGAAAACGUCGAGGUUUCGAGGCGAUAUCGACGAGCAGAAGAAAAGAAUGUUCUUGAUGGGGAGCAAUUGUCGCGCAUUAGCUUGCUUGAUAUUGGCACUAAUUAUGGAUGUCCGUGGUUAUAUAUCCGUGUGCCGGAUCUAUGACGUGCAUCCCGACCAAUCACACCAACGGGAAUGCUCCACUGGUAUUCUGAUACAGCGAGAUCCUUCCAUUUCUUAGCAAUUCCUGAGUAAUAUAUCCGUAAUACCGUACUAAUCUAGCCUGCUUCUGCUGACGGACAUCUUUGUAAUAUCAAC